Messenger RNA from Striga asiatica, 984 nucleotides. The record is from the annotation of a GenBank genome assembly. Lineage: Eukaryota; Viridiplantae; Streptophyta; Magnoliopsida; Lamiales; Orobanchaceae.
GGCACCACACCAUACGAGAUCAAGGAUUCGACUUCAAGUUCAGACCUUUUGGCAAACCUGCCUUUGAUCCUCGGCCGUGUCUCAGCAUACGCCUUUCUGGACGCGUAUCUAAUGGUUUUCUCAAACUUCCUGUUCUUCCUUUUCUCUUUAUACCUCAAAACCCGAGCCUCCCGAUCCAGACCUGAAACUGGGACAGGAACAGCUUCGGAUUUUCCCAAGCUGUCCGAUACAUCGCCCAUGGCGCCUGUGUGGUCUGGGACCACUCCCACCUCCAUCGAUGAAGAGGAUACCUGGAAGAAGAGAAUUAGGAAGCUUACACUCUGGCUAAGGGAUUGUGCGGCUUGGGGAUGGGGUAAUCCAUAUCAUAGGUGGGGAACCCAUCCACAACGGGCCCUGGAUAGUGGCCCGGCCCGAACUCGGCCUUGCUCUGCACCGGCACGACCCCGUCGGCAGAAUACUGUUUGUUCUCAUCGUUCCCAGCGGCCUUCUGUUCGCCGGAGAGUAGAUCCAGAUCCAGAUACGGAUCCACGUCGCGGACUUGUACUCGCGCGAUUCGGACUCCUCGCCCUCCUCCGGCUGGUCGCCGGCGUUGGGAAGGAGGAGCCAGGAGGCGGCCUCGGCCUCCUCCUCGGAGAAGUCCUGGGCGGCGGGCUUGGCUGCGGCGGCGGCUGCGGAGUCGUAGAAGGGGGCAAGAGGGAGGCGCUCGUGGCGGCGGGCGAGGGGGUUGGCGGAGUGGAUGUCGCGGUCGCAGGCGGGGCAGAGGGCGGCGGCGUCGGCCUUGCAGGAGACGGCGGCGGGGGACUGCUCGCAGACCUCGCAGACCCAGACGCGCGCGUGGCGGGACGCGAGCUUGUUGGCGGCGUGGAUGUUGGCGUCGCAGGAGAGGCAGAGGAAGGCGGAGUCGGCGCGGCAGAACACGGUGGACGGCGCCGCCUUGCACGAGUCGCAGACCUUCGCCGUCAGGCUCCAUGUUUCGCCACCCAU